Bufo gargarizans (Asiatic toad) is the source of this 4286-nucleotide messenger RNA. RefSeq names its product coiled-coil domain containing 146 (gene CCDC146). The record is from RefSeq and is a predicted model, not a curated record. The coding region runs from base 124 to 2997 and encodes 957 amino acids. Gene Ontology annotation, cellular component: cytoskeleton. The transcript has 19 exons. Lineage: Eukaryota; Metazoa; Chordata; Amphibia; Anura; Bufonidae.
GCUAGCUUUCACUGAGGGCCUGAAAAGUGAUAGUGUGGCUGCGUCUGCUUGUGAUGUGAGGACACCUGAGCCGAACCCCCGACACUUCGCCUUCACACCUGUGCCUGGAGAAGAAGACUGAAGAUGAGCAGUUUGGAUGAAGAAAGGUCUGACAUCAGUGAGUCUUCAGCAGAAGAAGAGGAUAGUAUCGAGGAGAAGCCUCUGAGUGCCUUAGCUCCUCUUAACGCUAAAGAGGACAGGCCGAAGGAUGUCACUGCAAGUCCUGCCUAUCAGUGCUUGGAUGAGCUGUUUGCAACUGGUAAAAUUCCCGGAACAAGAGUAGCUGAGCUGAAGGCAAAGUAUGGCCUCCUGUAUGAGAUUCUGAAAAGCAUACAGGAAUCUGAGAUACAGCUGUUGCAAGAUGCUAAACGCUUCACAUAUCUACUUGAGCAACAACAACAUGAACUAGAAAAGGCAGAUCAGUUCCCCGAGGGAUCAAACACUGAAGUCUCCAGAAUGAGGCAUCAAUUGCUCAAAUAUAACAAUGACCUGAAUGAAGCUGAGGAAAGGGAGUACAGACUUCAGUAUAAGCUGGAGUGUUUACGGGAAGAAAAAAGGCUUUUGGAGCGGGAGUAUGAAAGAAUCCCCAAAACUGGAGAGGUAGAGAAGAGGGCCAAACUUCUGAAAGAAGCCAGUGAUGAGCUAAAAAAGGAGAACACCCAGAGAAUAUUGGAGAUUAAAGCAAUGAAGGAAGACCUGGCUUUAAAAGAACGAGAAAUUCAAAGAGAGCAAGCAGAGCUCGAAAAGAUACGAGAGCAACAGGAAAUAGUAAAGGAUGAACUUGUCCAGGUCCAGAAUAUCCCAGAACAAAUUGGCAAAGACAUCGAGAAGAUUAAUCGCAAAACAAUAGAAACAGAAAAGAAAAGGCUAAAGCUGGAGGAUCAGUGCCAAGAGUUAAACCAAAGCAUCAAACAGAUAGAGAAUAAAUCCAAAAAGAUGUUGGAAGAGAAAGAAGAUGUUAUAAAGGAACUGGAGGGGAAAAGGAUGUUACUGGAAAAUAAAGAACAGGAAUUUAAUCGUCUGACCAAGUUACUGGAACUUUCCAAGGAAAAUGAAGCCGUUGCUCUGGGAGAGAGGGCAGCUUUGGACCUUAAUCUACGUCAUACCCUGAUAGAGAAACAGACACAACAUGAUGCUCUUACUCGGAAACAAAAAGAGAAAGACCGGGACAUGCGAAACAUCAAGAAACUGGAGCUACAACUGAAGUCUGCAAGCGAUGCCCUAAUACACACCCAAUCUUUACAUGACAAGAUUAAAACAGAGAUAGACAUUUUCCCGAAAGAUGACGGCUCACUUACAGAGAAGAGGAAGGAAUUACGCAAAGAAGUUGAAACACUUAAGAGACAGUUUGCACAACAGCAAACGCUAACGGAGGUAGAGGCACGCAUAUUGGCACAGUGUAUAGCUGAAGAGGAGCAACUUGUAAAGGAGCAAGGAGAAGGCCGGGAAGAGCUGGUCAACCUAACUCGUCUGGUACAAAUCAAAGCUGAUGAGAGAGAGCAAAAGUCAAGGGAUUUUGUAAAAGCUCAACAACGAUACCAACAAGUUCUGCAAGAAAUUAAGGGACGGGAUCUUAUUAUUGGAGAGCAUAAGAAGAAAAACCAAGAUGUUCAGAAAAGAUUAAAAGAAUUUGCCAAGAUGUAUGACAUUAUCCGCAAUGAAAGAAACAAGUGUGUCAGCCUCAUUCAGAUGGCUACCCAGCGAGGAGCAGAACUACGAGAAAAACUCAAAAUCUAUGGAAAUGAGAUGGAAAUACUGAGAACCAAUGUUUCAAGCAAAGAAAGGCAGCUCCAAAAGGCCAUGUUAAAGCAGACCAACAACCAUAUGAUACGGGAUAGCCUGCAAAAGGAUAUCAGUAGGCUAAGCCUUCAUCUUCAAGAAGUGAAGGAAAAGAGGGAACAGCAGAAAAUGGAGAUUGGGAGACUAACCAAUAUGAUUAAUCAGGCAGAGGAAGAAAUGGUGGGACUUCGCAAGAAGUAUGAAUCGGCUGUGCAGAACAGGAAUGAGAGGGGAGUCCAGUUAAUAGAGCGGGAGGAAGAAGUCUGCAUCUUUUAUGAGAAGAUAAAUACUCAGGAAAUGCUUCUGAGAAAUGGUGAUGUAGAGAUGAUGGCACUUGAUGAGAGGAUUCGCUUCCUGAAGAUGAAGGUCACAGAAGAGAAGAGGCAAAUUGAACAAAUUAAAAAAGAGUUGCCAAAUAAGAAGGUUCUGGGGUCAGAUCUAAUAACACUUCAAAUCCAGCUUUCCCAGUGUUAUGACAGAGUAGCUGAACUUGAGGAACUGGCACAGAGCCCUGAGAAAGAAAGCCGGACACGCAUAUUAGAGGGAAAGGAUCCAUCGCUACAAGAUCUUAUAAAGAAAAUGGAGGAGUUAGAACUAAAUUUGGCUGAAAAAGAGGAGCACCUGCUGGAAAAGGACUUUCUCUACGAACAAGUUUCCAAACUUUCAGAGAGAAUACGUAUUAAGGCAGAAAAUGGCAAGGAGGACACAUUGGUUCUUGCCAAAAAGAUGAAUGAUCUUCAAAAGAAAAUUAAAGACGCCACUCGUAAAAUGAUGUCCUGCAUUGCGGAGCUGUCAAUGCAACAAGCCAGUUCCAUCAAGCUGCAGCAGGAAACAAGAGAUAAGGAGAAGUUUGUGCAGAGGUGCUAUACAAGAAUGGAGCAAGGACUACCACCUAGUGAGGAAAUGGAACAAGAGUGGAACCGUCUAUUGCGUGAAGAGCAUAGACGCAGAAUUGAGAAAGAAGAGAAAGCUAGGGCAGAAGAAGAGGAAGAACAACACAUAUUGCCAAAUGGCAUUUAUACAACAGCUGAUCAAAGGCCAAAUGCUUACAUACCAGAAGAUGAAAAUGUCCUUCCUCUGCCUCGGCCAUAUGGGGCUCUAGCGCCGUUCAAACCCAGCGAACCUUGUGCAAACAUGAGGCACAUUAGAAAGCCGCUGAUCAGACCAAUUGAAAUCUAAUAAUGGUCAUCAGAAGACAACUAGCCUAUGCUGUCAGGAGGACAUUGAAAUGGAUCUCAGACUUUAUACACUGUGCCUUAUAGUGGUCAAUACCAGUAACGAUCAAUUACAGAAGUUAUACCACGUUAGACAAUUUUACAAAGCGAUUAAGGAGAAAUUCAAGCUGAAUGCUUAUUGUGUCCAUGUAUAAAAUGCAGCAUGAGGUAUUGAUUUAAUAAAAGUGCCUAAAUGUUUGUAUUAAUGGCCUUCAGCUGGGAUCAGGAUGCCGUUCAGAAAAACAUUACAUUUUUAUAUCUCCUCUUCAUUCUAGGCUACAGGACAAAACAAAUAUCAAGCUGUGGAUUGUUGGGCUUCACAGACCAUUGCUGGUGUGUAGAAAGUUCUGCUCUGCAGUGUCAGUUUCCUUCACCGUGGCAGGCCACUGCAUAGCAUCUAACAUCGAGUCUGUUCACAUAUUUUCAAGUUCUAUGUUGUCCCUAUGCCCUGGCAAAACUCCUGCUGAACACACUGAAUGGAGCUAUAGGCCACAAUUCACUUAAAUGGAUGAGAACUGCUUUUUACUGUUAGGAAAGCACAACAGACUGUGCUUUUCUAUAUAGAAGGUUGCCACCAAAAAAGAGGACAUUGUGCCUCUGAUGUAUAGCAGAGAUGAAAUGUGAAUAGAGCCUUACACUGCAGACCAGAGCAUGAACAAUUAAUAAGCUACAAUGCAUUCCUGAACUGUGUGUGAAAAGGGACUAUUUGCACCUUAAAUGUGACAUUCAAUAAAACAUUUAUAAAAGUAAUAUUAUUAAAUGUUCAGAAUUCUCUUACACACAAUGUAUUAUAAAUUUAAACUCAAGGAAAUGUAUGAAAGUCUAAAAACGGACCUUUGCCCACAGCAACCAAUCACAGCACAGCUUUUAUUUCUUAUUCUGCUGUUGAACAAUGAAAGCCAUAACGUGGUUGGUUUCAUAAAUCUGCCCCCCUACCUGCCUCGCUUCUCAAACUUGACUACCAAACGACCAGGCCUGAGAAUGUGUUUUAUCAUCAUAUUAUAUACAUUUCACCAGACAAUAUGGAACUGAAUUCAAGAAGGCGGAAGUCUGCACACGUACGUCAUAUACACACAGACCUAAAGAGGGAUAUUUCGCAAGUGACCACGGAUCUGCAGAAACAUCUACAGUGACGAUAACAGACACAAAGCAGCAGUUUCUAUUCAACUGGGUUUUCAGCAUCACAAUACUAAGGCAGGUGUACUGUGCAAUUUUUUGUCCCAAUGUAACAAGUGGACCAUGAAUUAUACUGUA